UUGUUUGUUUUUUUUUUGUUGUUGUUGUUUGUUUGUUUGCUUGUUUUUUCCCAAACGUGCCAGUUAGCUGGAGCGCGCACUGACAAGCACGAAACUGCAGCGCGCUCCCUACCAACUUUGCUACGAGUAAAUCUUGCGAAGAACGAAGUUGUGGAGCUCAGUUCUUUGAAACGGGCCAAGUUAGCUGGGAACACCUGGACAAGGUCUCCGUUACCUGCAGACUAGCUGGUGCGGGAAGGUCUACGCUUCGCAUCUACAGGUAGUAAAGUGAAAAAGCGUUUUGAGCAACUCGAUUCCUAUGGCUGAUCAACGGAAGAAAAAGUCUGCUAACCGCAUGACUGUCCACUGCCUGAAAUGUUGGAAGCCACAGGAAUGCCUGCCUUCACACUUGGCAAGAGCCUGCAUGAAAGACAGCACACCGCAUGAGAGAGCUGGUGAGAUUAAGAAGGCCAAAGAGUCAUCAAAAGAGUGGCUAAAGUCCAACAGGACGUGGGACUACCAGGACCUCCAGCAGAUCCUGCCCCACGACACAUGCCGAGACAAGCUUGUCGCUGUUCUCCUAGAGCGGGGUUUCUUCAUUAGAAACCAACCCGCAGACAUUUCAAGAACACCUGGGCCCGCUGCCUCGGGCACAAGCGCUGCACCUUCCCCGCAAAGUUCCUCCCAGAACCAGGAGCUGAUGGAGGCAGCAAGGCAACACAUGGCGGAAGUUAUGAUCAAGGCAAAUGAAGGGAGCUACCUGGAAGACGGUGAAAAAACGAACUUCCGAUACUGGUGUGAGGCAAUCCUGGUACUGAGACAUUGCCUGCGACCACAGGCCGUGGAAGGCAUAUUGGUGUCCCACUGGGUGAACAGGGUCAGAGACGGAGACCAGGUACUGAUGGAUAUCGGCCAGGAACUGAUGUUCAAAAAAGUACCCGUGCGGCUCACGCGUGAAGAGGAAGCUUAUAUGGAAACCUACUACAGGUGCUUGAGGCCGGGCUAUGUGACAGAGUCUGCGUGCGAGCACUUAUUUGUUUCCACCACUGGCAAGCCCAUCGUCAGUGUCAGUGGGGACAUCCACCGGUUCAAAAAAAUGUGCCAAGGGAAAGUCGGGCAGCAGAAGGCCCAGGUGGUUCCAGCCUCCCUCACAGAUGUGCCGGAGGAGACGUCCAGUGCUGAGAGGUUGUUGGAUUCCACCUUGGCUGUCCUGCCCACAGCACAAUCCUCAGCUACAACCCAGCGGUACAUGGACUUCUCUUCUUUUAUCAGAAGUUUCCCCGUUUCACCUGAUUCCCAGCCACCAAAAAAAAAACAGUGGGUCGAGGCAGGGUUUCCCCGACAGCGGGCUUUCCUGGAUAGAUGGAGAAACAUCCAAUAUCGGCAACGGACAGAGCGCCUGCUAGGCCGGUUUGUUGCUCGCAAACCCUCUGCAGGAAAGGUUCAGAGGGUAAUUGACAGCAACGGCUGGACAACAAAUUGCCCCAAGCCAAAAGAGAUCCUGCGGCUGUGGAAGCCAGGCGCACGCACGCAGAUCCAGGAGGACAAGCAUGUCCUAAAUGGUGUGUCCACCCAGACGUGGCGGGGUCUUGCCAUUAAAGACUUCGGGGGAGAGAAGGGGAAAGGGGUAGUUACCACCUGCAGAUUCUCCAGAGGGGACAUUGUGUGUGACUACCAUGGAGAGCUGGUGACUGCAGCAGUGGGGAGGAAGAGGUUGGAGGAAACCCAGCCGGGCCAAGCAGGGUACAUGUUUUUUUUUGGCGGCAAGUGCAUCGAUGCGCAAUCUGAACGCUGCUCGUGUCACAGUGACAAGGACACUUUUGGGAGGAGAAUUAACCACUCGUCGAAGAAAGCUAACCUGAAGCCGGCUCAUGUUGUCCUUAAGGUGGACGGCCGCGACAGGGAUGUAAUUCUCCUGAAAGCCCUGAAGGACAUCUGUGUUGACACAGAACUAACUUUUGACUAUGGCGUGAGGAGAAAAUCCUUCAGAGGAGAGGGACUGGACUUAACGUGGUUGGACGAGUGAAAUGUUUAUUUAUAUAUUUUAUUUAUUUUUUGUUUGCCAAAGUGUUCAGUGAUGUUCAUUUAGUUAAGCGUUCACCUAAUAAAACAUAUUCUGUUCAAGUGUGAA
Molecule: messenger RNA, 2110 nt
Organism: Melanotaenia boesemani (Boeseman's rainbowfish)
Lineage: Eukaryota; Metazoa; Chordata; Actinopteri; Atheriniformes; Melanotaeniidae
Exons: 10
Coding region: 299-2005 (568 amino acids)
Molecular function (GO): protein binding
Source: RefSeq, a predicted model, not a curated record